Messenger RNA from Oreochromis aureus, 12613 nucleotides. RefSeq names its product homeobox protein Hox-C4a. The record is from RefSeq and is a predicted model, not a curated record. Gene Ontology annotation, molecular function: DNA-binding transcription factor activity, RNA polymerase II-specific; RNA polymerase II cis-regulatory region sequence-specific DNA binding. NCBI's taxonomy places the organism in Eukaryota, Metazoa, Chordata, Actinopteri, Cichliformes, Cichlidae. The transcript is spliced from 2 exons. Gene Ontology annotation, biological process: embryonic skeletal system morphogenesis; regulation of transcription by RNA polymerase II; anterior/posterior pattern specification. Gene Ontology annotation, cellular component: nucleus. The coding region runs from base 2820 to 3617 and encodes 265 amino acids.
UCUACAGGAAUACAUGGGCAACUGAAAUACCACGCCAGUCGAUGGAUUGUUCUGCAUCUGCUUCCCUUCACGUCUCUCUGGCAUUUUUUUCUUCCUGCUUUUGCAUAUACAAGCAUCAACGAUGAUACAUACAGCCUGCAUCCACCCCAUCCACGGGCUCUAGCAGUGCAAUAACGCUGUCACAAAGUGUAUUCAUAGCUCAGACAGCCACAGAUUGUGUAGGUAGGCCACAGAGAACGUGCAGUGUGCGGCUACUACUGUGUCAGACCCUGUAAAACACGUUAGGAACCAGGGGUCGUUUAAAAGUGACUGAUUUACGGCUUUUAUUGCUCUAUAAAACGCCUCUAACAUCCUCACUAGGGGUAAUAGAAAUGUCGUGCGCAUUCUUUACAAACAGUACAACCGGAAUUAUGAUAAGCAAUUUCACGUCGUUUUUAACCGUAUUAUUUAACUGCUGCUGUGAAAAUAGAUGCUUAACUUGCAAUGUGAUGGUUUGAAUGGAAAUAUACCAUUGUAUUAUUAUUAUUAUUAUUAUUAUUAUUAUUAUUAUUAUUAUUAUUAUUAUUAUUAUUAUUAUUACUCUCCACCUGAAGACAUAUAAGUGAAACAUGGGGGUGUUAAGGUGAUAGGGAGGUUAACUUCACUCUGUCUGCCUACAGCUGACUCUGAGACAACAAUGGGAAGCUUCCAGCACAUGACAAGUUUAUACACCCAGGCAGUAUCAGUUUACAAUAAAACAACAGACCACCAGUGCUGUAGGCUGUGGCUCAUGGUCAGUGCUUCAGCCAGGGUUAGCAUGUAACAUUUUCAGGGUGGAUUUUCCUGAAGGCUGCUGAACAAAAGAAAAUGUUGUAAUACUUUCAGUGUUUGUAUUUUACUGUUUAGAGUAACCAUGUUUUUUUUUUUACUAAUCAUAGGGAUGUUGCAUUCUGCAAUUCUUCUUCAGCACUUCUUGUAGUUUCGACGGCCUGUCUCAUCUGCCUAACAGUGUUGUUUUUCCUCACAUAGAUGCUGUUCAUUGAUUGUUCCUGCGCUUUUAUUUGGGCCAUUACAAAGCUCAGAAACAUGUGCACCAAGUAACAGAUAAGGGCUUUUUCAAGCUGUAAAACUGCAGUCAGAAGAAAGGGGAAUUAGCACCACUCAAGACCACAAGGACUGGUGGCUGAUUUCUAUUUACACGUGUCGUGAAUUGCUAUCAUGCAUUUAGGACAGAUGUUCACUUAGUCAAGAGUGUGUACAGCAGACUCUCUUGUCUGCAGCAACUUCACAGUGACACAAUACUGGUCCUGCAGUUAAAUCAGCAGCUCAUUACACCCUCUGCUCUGUGACAUAAUAGUGAUGUAGUUUCACUGCUGGCUGGUUUGUGAGCUCCUGGUGAAUGCUUCUCUGCAGGGUUGUGUGUCCCUGAUCUGUGACAUCAUAUUAGUGAUAUUAUGUAAGUUUGAUCAGUUGGAUGUUUCACGCCUGCUUAGCCCGCAUCUGUGUUGCAGUUUUGUUGUGUCUAUGACAUUUUAGUCUGUGGCAUAUCAGGGUUUAUAUUCAAGUUUUGAUUUAUGCAAUGUUUUGUUUUUUAUGGUUGCUUUGUUGUGUUGUGCCUUAUGGAAGCAAAGAUUAGAGAUUAAACAAGUUUUGCUUCGUCUUUCUGUAGGAUAGAAUAGAAGCACCUUGGACGGAUUCUCAAAAUCUUUUAUAUUGUAAAGCAUUUCACAACUUUUGUUCCAGCAGAUUUUGGCUACAUUAAAGCAGCAACCUCAGAUACAGAAUCCUUCUGUAAUUCAGUCCCAUUCUUAAUGCUAUAUACUGAGAUAUUUAUAACUGAGCCAUUUGUAUCUUUUAAAUCAUUUUCGUUAUAUUUUGUAACUUUGUAAUAUACUGUAUUAUUUAAUUUAGUGUAGUUAUUUACUGUUCUUACUGUCUUGGAGCAACUGUGGCCACAUAAUUUCCUCGGGGAUUAAUAAAGUAUUCUGAUUCUAAUUAUUCUUACCAAUUUUCAUUUAAAAGCUGAAAAAAUCCAUACAAAUGUGUAGUCUGAAAGAAAUUAAUACGGAUUCGAAAUAGAUAGACCUAAAUUUCUCAUUGUUGAAGAACCUGCCACUGAGGCAGAUUGUUUCUCUCUGUCCACUUCUGUCCAGCACUACAAAUGAUCAGUCUUCAUCUCCUCCAAAGCUGGAGAGCAUUCACCUCUCCACCUCUCCACUGACAUUCAUAGUCACGAUAUCUUACCUAUGUUACUGCUGAAAUGGUUUAUAGGGAAUAAAGAAAGAAAACUUAAAGAAAGAAAGAAAGCAAUCCAGACCUUAUUCUUAGUCUUGUGAAGAGACCCUGGACUAUGUCACAGCUGAAGCUUUGUUGUCAGAGACGGUCUUUGUUAAUCAGCCGAUCAUCUUUAUAUAAGGUGUUAUAACUAACACAAUAACUGGUUUGCCAUUGUUGUACCUCAUCUUUGUCCCUUUGAAUAAUUGAGACCACUGUAUUUGCCUGUUAUAUUUUUUCCUUGGUCAGCAACUAGCUACUAGUUUUGUCCCCAAGAUCAAUUGCCUUGGUAACGCAGCCAGAGAGAGAGAGAGAGGGAGAGAGAAAGAGAGAGAGAAAGCGCGAGAGAGAGAGAGAGAGAGAGAGAGAAAGAUUUGUGCCCACAAUGGCGACUGUAGGUAUGCUAAAUACCUCUGGUUCCUUAUCCGGGAACUACCUCUUACCCUGCUAUUGGGCCAUUGGGUCACGUGGUAAAAGUAACUUUACAGGGCUGCUCGCAAGUAGGAGGGCUUUAUGGAGCAGAAAAACGACAAAGCUAGAAAAAUUAUUUUCCACUCCAGAAAUUAAUGAUCAUGAGCUCGUAUUUGAUGGAGUCUAACUACAUUGAUCCGAAAUUUCCUCCAUGCGAGGAAUAUUCGCAAAAUAACUACAUCCCCGAGCAUAGUCCAGAAUAUUACAGCCGCGCAAGGGACACUGGCUACCAGCAUCACCAUCAGGAGUUAUAUCCUCCGCGGGCGAGCUACCAAGAGCGCCAGUAUAACUGUGCAAGCAUCCCUGAACCUGACACGCCAAGGGGACAUGGAAUACCCCAUUCUGCGCAUCUACUGACAGGGAAAGGGCAGCCUGCUUCAUGUGAAACCCCACAGUUGUCCAUGUCCCCCGCCACCCCACCGGCCGCAACCUCCGCCUGCAACCAAGCUACCCCGGAGCAUCCAAACAGCACAGCCUCCUCCAAACAGCCUGUGGUGUACCCAUGGAUGAAGAAAAUUCACGUCAGCACUGUGAACUCUGGUUACAAUGGGACGGAGCCCAAGCGGUCUAGGACAGCAUACACCCGGCAGCAAGUCUUAGAAUUGGAGAAGGAAUUCCACUAUAACCGAUAUUUAACUCGGCGGAGGCGCAUCGAGAUCGCACACACCCUGGUUCUCUCCGAGCGGCAGAUUAAAAUCUGGUUUCAAAACCGCAGGAUGAAAUGGAAAAAGGAUCACAGGCUCCCGAACACCAAAGUGAGAUCCUCGUCCUCUUCCUCCGGGUCCAACACAAGCUCAGCAGCCGGCGCUGUUGCCGCUGCCUCGGCCACUAACACGGGGGCCCCCGACGAACUUACCGGAGCCCAGCAUGGCGAGGAUAUUACCAGGUUAUAAAACCAUGAACCAAUACUGGGGGUAGAAUAAGAACUGGUUAUUUAUAGAACACUUAUAUAUUUUGUUUUCGUAGCUAUCUUGUGCGGUUUCCUUUAAGUCCAAAGUUAUAUAAAAUGCAUGUUAUAUAGCAUGGAUUACUGCGAAUACCGAUGAAUUAUUUUUACGUGACACAGGGUUUAAUUUAUUUGAAGUUCAAUUAAAAUGAUGUUUUUUAUUAAAAAAAUGUUUUGAAUGAAGGAAGAAAAAGUAGAAAAAAAUAUACAUUUUAUCAAAAUGUUAUUGUGGGCCAUUCUUUUGCCCUGCUGCCCAAGGUGAAAUGCACAAUCUAUUUAUUUCAAACAACACUGGAAGGAAAUCACUAUAAUAAUAGUUAUUUUUGGUAUAUAAAAAAGAAAGCUGGAACACACCAUUGAUCUUGAACUUGUAUGUUUAGGAGAAUAACAAUGUGUGAAUUACCUCGUGUAUUUCAGAAACAGGAUUUUUCUUUUUCUUUUUCAUUUUGCAAUUUAGUUUUGUGGUGUUGAUGUUGUGUUUUAGACCGUUAAAAGCAGAUUAUUGUGAAAUGCAAUAAACGGAGUUUAGUGUACUUGUGCUAAUCAUAUUGGUCAAUAAAACAGUGAGUGUCUACUAGUUUUAAAUACGUUUGUUCCAAGUUCAUUUUAGGUAAGGUGAGGUCUACUGUUGCAAGAUUGGAGGCGCUCCUUAAAAGUGUACAGAUGUGUGAAUACUGGACAUUUCACGAGGGAAACAAAAAUCACUGUGUUUUUAAACUGUGUUUGUCAAUCCUGCAGCUCCCUUUUUUGCGUGUUUAUAUUAGCAAUGUGUACAGACACUGAGUGUGUGUAUGGUUUGUGUGUGUGUGGGAGAGAGGGGUGUGUGUGUGUGUUGUGUGUGUGUGUGUGUGUGUGUGUGUGUGUGUGUGUGUGUGUGUGUGUGUUAAAGCUUCACUCAUAAUGGAUUGAAGUUAUUUCUAAAAUAUGAAAAUGAAAUAGUUUGCGCUGUGCAGUAUACAUGCAACCUCAUCAGUCUGAAGGGCAUUCAAUUAGACAAGCCACUGAGGCCCUCCAGUCCACAUUGCACUGCCUCUGCCAGUGCCACAAAAGAAGCUCCUCGCUUCCUUCGUCCUGACUUGAACACAAAGAUGCAUGCGUUUAAUUUAGAGUACAUUUGCAAUGUGUUAGAGAUUUUAGAUUGUUGUGAAAUUAUUCAUUUUGUACCAAUAGUGGUUGCCCUGCUUUUUCUAUAGUCCUCUGCGCCAUGCGACUGGGUUUUCAAAUGUGAAAUGAAUAAAAAAAAAUAAAGUCGUGAUCUGCCGAUAGAUUCAGUAUAAUGCGUCGUGUGGUCUUCGUUAAAUAUCUGAGUGAAGAUGCUGAUGAAGUACACUAGCUUACCUUUGUUUUUGUUUUGUUUUUUCUAAACAUUUUUUUUUUUUAAAUUGAUCUAAAGCAGUGCCCUUUCCACAAAAAGGAAUGCUGUUGUUUUCUUGUCUGUUCACUCUUUGACUCUUGCUUGUAUAAACACUUUGGCUCAUUUGUCUGCUGACUCCCCAGUGGGCAGUUUGCCUCCGUAGUAUGCAGCAGCUCGCGAGACUGUAGAAACUUCAAAAAACGGCGCUAAGGCGUCUCUGUGCAACGUCAUCGUGCGACUUUCAUCUGGCAGGGGGACCAACUCACUGCAGGACUCUUUGCUGCUGAAAACCUGGUGGACUGAUGCAAUAAUUUGAAGAAAGUCUUUUAAACUGAAUCCUCAACUGAAGUGCCUGAAGUGCUUUUAUUUUGUCUCCCAUUCUUCCUCCCAUUUUUUGGAACAAAUUUGGGAAGAAGGAUUUCGGUUUAAAAAUGGCUUGAGCCCAAAGACGCGCAAGAAUUUGAUAGAUUAUUGAAAUUGUGACAUGAAUAGGCCUUAUAAAAUGCCUCGCGUAGUGGGAGGCAAAAGAGCACAAAAGGAUGAGGUAUUUUCCAUCAUCAAUCUUUCCCCAUAGAGCUUUGUGUUCUGUUCUGGAAAACAGCUCUGACAACAACCAGUUUUGAUCUUAUCAAAUAUUAUGUAUACAGGGUCGCAUCCUUUGCCACUUUUCUUUUUAUUUGACUGCUUUUCCCACAAAUGUGAAAGUUAAGCUGGACUUUAAGCUGGACCAAAGAGGUUCAAAUCUACUUUUUGGACGGGGCUUUGGAUAGGCAGUAGAAUAGUGGUGAGACGGCGCUGAAAAAUGAAUCUAGAAGCCUUUAUGUUGCUGGACAGAUUAGAGAAAUUAAUGUGCUCGCCACAGUCCCAGCAUCCCUCCAGCCUCUUUCUAGGCCCUGUCGCCUCCAUGUCGCGAAGCUGAAAAGGUACUUUAUUGAAGUUUGGGGGCGAAAUGGUAGAAGGCCGAGUUCACCUCGGGGACACAUUUUCUGUCCCAUUAGGCUCAUUUCAGUCUGGAUGGCCGACCUCUCCAACCCUGUGACCCAACUCACUUUCUAUACGUGUACCUUCUGUGUGCGCCCUCGCUGGUCCCCUUCGGCCUCGGCUUUCUUUGUGGAUUUUUCUGCGUUGUGCCGAUAGAGAGGCCUGCUGCGGGGGAUCACUCAAUGUGUUUCUUCCUUUGUUAAUCAGGGGGGGACACUGGACAGGGCUGAACUCUCGGACAGUUCUCUUCCUUGCACCCAGCAGAAUUGCAGGAUUUCCACACAGGCACCUUCUUUUUUAAUUUCGUAAUCUUUCGAUCUCCCGUGAAGUCGUUUCCAAAUCAAAGUGGCAAAGGUUUGUGGUAACAUUUAGUUAAUGGAGUGGCAACAUACAUAUAUAAAUUUACGAGAUAUUUUUUAAGUCUGUCUGAGAAUAGAAGGAAAGGGUGAUUGCGGAAAUAUUGUUUUGUUAACGUAUUAAAAAUGGUAUUUUUAAAUUGAAAUGAUAAAUAAGAUGUAAACAAAACUACCGUUUUAGUUCCCUGAAGACCCCCCACCCAAACAGGAGCAUUAAAAAUAGUGUCUAUUGAUGCAGUCACAUGACUCCUGUGUGGCUUAAGAGAAUAGCUGGUCUCCGGUCAGCACUUACAUUCAGAAGUGAGCUGCCAAUUAUAGAUGUUUCUGACAGUACUGGGACAGUUGGUCAUUGUGAUUAGUUUAUGGACAAAGACCUUCAAAAACCUUCAAACUUCCCAUGGAGGCUCGGCACUUCCCCAAACUUUUAUUUUUAGCCACAUGCAUUUUUUUCUCUGACACAGAGGAGAGUAAACUUCAGAACAGAUUACUAAUUAAGUUUUGUUAGAAGCAGAAGCUGCUCAAAAAUAUAAGCGAUGAUGUCAACCCUUGAGAUAUUAUUGAUGGGAUAAAUCACUAUUCGCUUAAAAAAAAAAUUAUAUUCGGAAACUUUAUCCGGUUUUGCAGGCAGAUUUCAGCGUGUUAGCGCGCUUUGAUCUUCCUGGUGUGAACCAAAUAUUCAACGUUGAUGGAAAAAUAUUCGACAGCCCGUCUUCCAGGAUAAACAGUUGACACUGAAAGCCAAACUAAUCUCACCGUCUGUCAGUUGUUUAUGUGAUAAUUCAUCCUCCUCCUCGUGUCUGUACAGGUGCAGCUCGAAUUACACUUCGAACAAUGACGACAUGUCCCUCUUUGUUUGAGCUCUUGUAACUGAAGAUUUGCGUUAAAUGGAAUGAGAGUGUAUGAGGCACAAUUUGACUUAGCGUUGCCAGGGAUUUAACUAAUACACCUGUAUUAGGCGUUGUCUGAUUUAUUAUGUGAAUAAACAAAACGUGUGGUUUAAUAUUAUUGCUAUUCAAACAAAAGGCCAGUCAGUCAUAAAUCAGUGUCACUCUGCUGCUUUUUGUUUUGUUUUGUUUUGUUUUUUUUUAAACUUUGUUCUAAUACACAGUGGAAACUUUUGAUCAUAGCAACACAAAUGCUCAACAACAUUAAAUUUAACGAUAGAAAAUGAAUCAUGGCGUACACACAUAUUUUCGUUGUCUCUUCUCACGUGAUCUAAGCAAGAGCGUAACUCACUAAAUAAUUCUCUGUAAACUUCAAAGUGAUAUGGCCUUACCUGUGACAAGUUCUGCACAAAUGGAUAGCAGUUUAAUUCUUUAAGUUUAGAAUGAAGUAUUUUUGGUUUCACUCCAUUCAGCUUUUUAGGUCAUGGUAGAUUUUUUUUUUUAACUUUUAUUAUUUGCCCUCCCCCCUCCCCCGCCCUGGGGCUGAAUCUGAAGAAUUAAUUUGAGAUGAGUUAUUCUUUCAGGGAUCUGGUGCAUUUUGUGUGUUUGAAGUUGAGUGUAUAAAUUCCUCAGUCUUUACUCAGCUAACUGGUUUCUUCCCUGACUUGAGACUGUUGAAUCACACAUGAAUUUCAGCUCACAUUGCACUGCUGCAAGCUGCAUGUGAUUUACGAGCACCUCGGGCGAGGACUUUCUCUGUGAAGAUAUAUGUAUGAAAAAAAGAACUUUGCACACAAACACCAAUCGAAAUGUUUGAACAAAACCAAAUACGAAACACGGAAGCGCCUCUGUUCUGACGCUUGCGCUCUCGAUUGCCUGCUUUUAUUGUCUGCGCCGGGUUAAGUGCAAACUGUUUCAAACUCGUCUCAGGUGAGUGUCUUCUUCAUUCACUUUGGUUUGUCAUAAAAGGUCCGGGGCCGGUGCAUUGUUAUCCUGUAGUGUGUUUAAACGGCAGCCAUGGCAGCUGCAUAAAGGCUGGGAGUUGAAACAGGGGUCAUGCUGCUAUUUUCCAGGGAUAGAGAGGCUGUCUCACAUUGACCAGCAGUGGGUGUGUCAUAAAUCCGUAAAUCUCUCUCUCCUAUCCGUUCACUCAAGGGAGUAAAUGCGUCGGCCUGGUGUGUGCGCGCAUGCGUGGUGGAGGUAGAGUUUGAUUAAUUUACAUAAAACUAGAUUUUAAAAAGCCAUCAGAAAUGUUAAAAGUGAUUUAGUGUCGGCGCUGGCAAACAUUUCAAGCAGGAGACGACAAAGCAGCUUGGACUGGUGUCCCACUGUAGAGUUGACAUCGCACAGGAAAUGAUGGCCUGGAUAAACUUACGAGUAUACUUUCUGUCAUCAUAACGCCUCGCUGAGAAAUAUUUAAUUAGCCCAUUUGCUGCAUCGUUGAGGACCUUCGAAAUUACAGUCAUUUUCUUCCGUUGGAGGUGUCACAAGGGGGCCCAGACAGUCACUAGAUUGAGUUAUGAUUAUGUUAUUCGCUUUUCAUUAGCAAAAGUGUUCUGAAUAUGCGAUCCUGAGACUAUAGAUCCACGAUUAUGUAGAAGUUUUGCGAGAUGCGCUUUUUAUUUGAUUUGUUCUCUGAAAAUGAUUAUCCGGUGUAUUUGUGUGACCACCAGUUGCAUAUCGCGCAGAACUUUGAGUCUUCUGACAGCUUCAUGCUGCUGCAGUUUAACAUUGUGUGUGCUGUAUAUGAUUGGAUGUUAACGCAAAGGGUCAUAUCACCUCUGUUAUCUAAGAUGCAGGACUUUAAAAUAAACUAUUCAAUAAAUAAACAAAUAAAUACCGCGUAAAGCAUGUGUAUUUAUCAACCAGAAAAAUGACAAAUUAAAGGAAAAAACAACAUAAAACGUCUUAGAAAGUUACUAGCCGCUGGAACAGAUGCCAUGCAACUUGGCAUUGAUCCCUCAAUUCUCCGGAACUCUGCUGGAAAGAUAAUACACCAUUUUUCCAAAACAUGCCCCCCUGCAACCCUAGUUUUGAUUUAAAGAUGAUGGUGGAGGUCGCUAAAAUCUCCCAUAGGUGUUCAGAUGAUUUGAGCUCUGAUAUGAUAAAGUUUUUGAGUCAGACCAUUCUCAUACCCACUAAACCAUUCAGUGACCUUGUGCCCAGUGGAUGGGUGAGACAUCAUUUGGGUAGGAUUGGUUAAUCAUGGGAUAAAGAUGAACACUUAGGACAACUUUUGCACACUGCCUUCUAAGGUAACAACUGGAUCCAAACAAUGUCAAUAAAAUUUACCCCACAGAUAGAUAGAUAGAUAGAUAGAUAGAUAGAUAGAUAGAUAGAUAGAUAGAUAGAUAGAUAGAUAGAUAGAUAGAUAGAUAGAUAGAUAGAUAGAUAGAUAGAUAGAUAGAUAGAUAGAUAGAUAGAUAGAUAGAUAGAUAGAUAGAUAGAUAGAUCUAAAAACUGAAAAACAAGCACAAAUAUCUUGAGUGUUAUUUUAAUUUUUAGACUUUUUACUGAAGUUUGUCUCUAUUCUCCAGACUGUCCACGAUUUACAUCAGAGUUAGGCCCAAAUUAAUACUUCGUGUUAAUGCACACGCUUAUAGGAAAGUCGGGACUAGUUUGGGAAAUUGUCAUUGUCUGUCUUUUCCUCACUUAUGAAGUGCAGUCUGCAAACUCUAGUCUUUUCAUUUCACUCUGCAUUGUUUACAGCAAUAUAGGGCACCGGGCCCAUAAAUCUUCUCCUUGCUCUGCCAAGACAGCGCCAUUUGUAUGCACCGUUUUAACCGACAGCAUCCUCUGCCCAUUAACGUCUUCUCCCCAGCUCUCUCUCAGUCUCCCUUUAUCUGCGGAGCUCUGUCCCCUGGAAAUACAUUAACUGAUCCGUGCUUCCUUUGUGCUUUGUGAGCUAUUUAUAGACUUUUUUCUUAUAUGGAAGGAAUAUAUCUAAAUAUGUUAUAAAUAUAUAAUUUAUGGGGAAAGAAAACAAAAAAAGAAAAUCGUAAUUGUGUUGCAUCUGCCAGAUUUCGCCGUUUGUGCGCAGCUGCGGAUAUUCUCCAGUACCCUUUUCUGUGUGCGUUAUUGUUGUGAAAAAUAAAAGUUUAUAGACAAUUUCCUUGGUUGUUUGUGUCAGCAGGCGAGAGAGCGGAGAAGGUAAGGAGGAACUGUAAAAGGGUUGACACCCAGAGCGACCGGCGCGCUUUUGUGUGAGAGAGAAAAAUGAUUUAUUGCCACUGAGGCGGUUCAAACAGAGUUCACGGAGAAUUGUGGUGGAGGCGCGGAGGAGCUAAAUUAUGGUCUUGCUGAGCUAGUAUAUCAUAGAUUCUAUCUCCAAUUCAGAGAGUAUGUUCAAGGGUGUGAGGUAAGGAAAACAAAACGAAUUUAAUUACUUUCCCCACUUUCAGUCAGUCCUGAUCUACACUGCGUUAUUCAGCUGAUAAUAACACUAAUGCUGCUUUUACUACUAAUAAUAGAUUUAUUUAGGCGUGAGACGAAAAUACAAACUUAUGUCAGGGUUUUAUCAGUUUAUUUAGUUUUGUUGGCCCACAUUUACCUCACAGUGAAAAUGACAAAUUUAACCUUUAGCCAAUUUAAAUUUAAAUACUAAACCUUUCCACAGUCUUUAUUUAACUGGCCAGAAUGAAAAGGGGGGUGGGGGAAGAGAUAUCAACACUAUAGGUUUUUAGUGUCAAAAAAUAUUUUUGCUGCCUCACAGCAGUCAAAUUGAAAUUAUAUUAAUGUUGUAAGCAUUUUGCUAUGGCAGCAGUUGUUUCAUGUCCCUGAUUUUAUAUAAAAUAUUUCAUUAUGUAAAAAUAAAUUCAACUAAUAAAAUAAAAUUAAAAAUAAAAAUCUCAGGACGUGACACCAAGGUUCAGGUAAAACAUCGGUGAUAGUGGCAGCAGGGGUGAAACGGAGAAGGAGGAAGGCUCCUCUCUUUCCAUGCAACCCUGAGUGCAUAAUCCAUCACCUCUGAGACAUCUAAAGAGGGUUUUCUCGACAGCUUUGCAGCUUUGUACUGAAACACCAGAAGGAGCUUACAUCCAAAACAUGGUUCAGCUAAGAUUAAUACUGGCUUGGAAUAUUCUAACAGUAUAGUCUCCCAAACCUUCUCAUUUAGAAGAUGGUUUAGGGAGCACUAUUUAUAAUUUUGUGAUAGAUUCAUUAUUCUCGUUAUGUGGCCGUUUUGCAUAAAAUUGCGCAUUGCUGGAAUUAAACAAACACGUUUUAUGAGUUCUUUUUCCCCUACAGUAUAACUCAGUUAGGCCACAAUUGAUGUAGCUUUUAUCCCAAAUAAUUUCUCCCCCCCAAAAAAAAAUUAUUAUGGGUUUUAAAAUGAAGUUGAAAAAUUCAUAUUUUAUUUAGAUGUUUUACGUCUUCAUGGGUAAGUCCCAGGUGUCUUGGAUGUUUGGCACUGUGGCUGUAAACAGGCGCGUAAGAGCCUUAAACUGAGCAUCUCAUGUUUGGGUUCACGCCUUCGUGCAGAAGGAGGAAUUUAACCCCUCCAAAAGAUGCCCAUAGUGUUUGAGUGUUGCCUCCUGGAGCCACCGUCAGUGGACUCGAUGCUAUACUGUGAUGCCUGAUUAAUGCAAAUACGUUGAAUUGUCCUAUAGAAAAAAAAUCUUUAACGAUUGCGUCCUUUGUCUUUGUGUGGCAAUGACUGUCAUGUCUUUGUUUGACCACUCCCAGUGAAUCCCAUUAAGCCAAAGCUACACUGUUAUAAACACACGCUGUGUCUUAAAAGAAAGCCCGCCGAUUUAUAAUAGGUAUUUAAAUUAGUUUCAGACUAAGUUAUCCAAAAUAAGCGUAAUGAUUUCGUUUUACAGACUUAAAACAGAUUUACUCCAGUUAGUGCCCCUAGUAGAAUGAAACUACGCGGAUAAGCACCAUUAUUUAUAAUAGCGUUUGACUGGGGAAACAAACAAACAAACAAACAAGCAAACAAGGAGCGCAAUUUCUUUUUAAUAAUUUUACACCUACAAAAGCUUCCGCAGAAUAAUGAGCUGUGAUCCAUAACCAGUUAUUAACCAUCUCUUAUUCCACCUCACAGACGCGUAUUGUAGCGCAGAGAAAAAAAUCCUCGCAUCGCAUUUGUUUAAACCUACCACCAAAAAGUUCAGGAUGUGUGGCUGCGAGCGGCGGUUCCUUCAAAAAUAAAACGAGAAAAUGAGUCCUGUCAAAAGAGUUACAAUAUUACAAGAAAUUUGCGGCCAGUUUCUAAUGAAAUCCUCCUCACCGCACGUGCAAGCUUUGUCUGUCUCCCCCCCUUUCUCCUAAUGUUUUUCUCUCCGCUUAAACACAUCUCCCUCUUUCUCUUACACUGAUUACACAGUCGUUUGGCGUCUUUUCAUAUUCCAUUAUAUGUUUUUUUAUA